Molecule: messenger RNA, 981 nt
Organism: Aspergillus affinis
Lineage: Eukaryota; Fungi; Ascomycota; Eurotiomycetes; Eurotiales; Aspergillaceae
Exons: 2
Coding region: 1-981 (326 amino acids)
Source: RefSeq, a predicted model, not a curated record
AUGGCACUCGACUAUCUCCCCUCAUGGGGCCAACUCCCCGUCGAGCAAUAUCUAAUCGAAUCCUGGAACUACGCGUCUACCGAACAACCACCCGCGCAGCGCGCACGCCUAGUCAAGCAGUUCCUAAACCUCGACUUCAACUCAGACUGGGACCCAACAAACUGUGCUACCAACCCAGACGCUCAGCCUGUCCGUGUUCCGACCGAAGAAGAAAUAUCUAUAAUCUUGCGCCCCUGGCGGUCCGGUAACAUACGUCGACGAGCCUGGCGCGUUUGGGAGGUUUACAACAAUGGGGACGGUAACAACCCACUCCUAUUGAGGACGUGGUAUAACCCUGCUGAUGACGAGCGCGUGGAGAGCUGGGCGACGAUGUCGGAGGACUUCGCUGAUGACGCGGAUUGGGCGCUUCUAGAUGACCACGCCGUCUUUGAUUUUGGAGUCGGUCCCUGGCAACAGGUGCUCGAGAUCCUGCCGGAAAUUGCUAUUCCUUUUGCGCAAGACACCCCGCCUGAGAAUAUCCGCCGAAAAGACUGGCGUGCGGACAUGGAUAACUAUACUUCCUACUCUCGUUUUAAGGAAGGAUUGAACGCGGUUAAGCGGUCGAACCCAUCGUGGAGAAACGACUUGAAUAUUCUCGUCAAAGAGAACGCUCGCGCACGAGGUUUCUUACAUUAUACAUCAAUGAGCUAUAUUUUGAUCGCGGAUAAAGAGACCUUUGAGACUGACCACUUCUUACUCGCUUAUCUCGAUGCGAAGGGAAGAGUUAUAAUGCAGGGCCGGAUUCUUGUUGAUGGGGAUAGACUAACUCAAGUUUCAACAGAGUUGUUUCAGGCAAUUCCUCCAAUGGAGGUUUUCGAGGAGGGUACGCUUGGUCCAGACUAUGUCGUGGCUGCUGGGAAUGCAGGAGAUCGUGAGGUGUAUCACUGGACCAGGGAGGAUUUGGAGGAUGAUCCGCCGCUUGGUGAUGAAGGUGAGGACUAG